This is a messenger RNA of Symbiodinium sp. CCMP2592, 8121 nucleotides long. NCBI's taxonomy places the organism in Eukaryota, Dinophyceae, Suessiales, Symbiodiniaceae. The record is from the annotation of a GenBank genome assembly.
AUGGCGGACAAAUACCAGGUGGAAAGAUUACACCAGCUCUGUACACAGGCGUUCCAGAAAGGACUGAACCCGGAGAAUGCAUGCCGGCUCUUUGCCUCUGCCGCCCGCUUCCGGCUUGCAGACCUGCGCAGAAUGGCGCUGGAGGAGAUCUGGGUCGAUGCAGAAGAUGUGCUGCAGGAAUGCCCGAACGUAGGCCCUGAGCUGCUGGAGGAGAUCCUGGCUCCCGGCUUGCUCUGCUUGAGCCAUCCUGAUCUCAGGGUCGUCUUACAAAGGUGGCGCUCUGCCUUUGGCAGGAAGCGGAAGGCUGGUGAGGAAGCGACCUUGCCGUCGCCCUUGCAGCAGGUCGUCGAUAGACACUUGGAGCGCUUGGACGAUGAGAGUGCGCGCUUUUUGACGACAUAUGGGCCACACAUGAUGCGAUCAGUCAUGUCAGCCUGCGGCUCGGACAUCUUUGCCAAUCUUUUCUUUGACUACGAAAACUCAAACGACGGCACCGGUUCACUGUGCUUUCUCGGUUACUAUCUCCAGGUGGUUCUGGGACCAAGGAGCUGGGCCUUUCGUUCGAGAAACCCGGAGCCAUUGGAGGAGUACUUUGGUAAUCGUAAACCCUUCUCGCUGACCGGGGACUCAAUCUCGUGGAUGCUGCCUUAUGAAUCUGUCUAUCUCAUGGGCCUCUCUUUCGUCCUGGACAUGCCAGAGCAAGUCCACUGCCGGAUCUUCUGUUCCCAGGAUGGUGUGAGCUGGCAUCUCGCUGCCGACUCAGGAAAGUCCAAGAUCGAAGCCAGGACGGCGCUGACCCUCCACCGGCCCCCUCACCUCGUGAAGUGGUUUAAGCUCGAGGUUCUGGAAGGCGACUUUCACAACAACUUGCGCGUUCGAGGAAUCCGCAAGGACGAUCUUCCGGAGUUUCGGCAUGAGCUGGGCCUCAACAGCUACCUGGGAAGCUCCUCGUUGGCACUGAGUGGAGGGAAGAUGCCCGGCACCCAGAUCCAGGAUGGCGACCCCUUCGCAAGGUCUGGGACGAAUCGGGUGGCGAGGCUGCAGGAGCUGGAGCAUCGCCACAUUUGCCAAGUGAAGGACGCCUUCGAGGACGCGACCAGCGUGUAUCUGGUGAUGGAUCUCUGUCGGGGAAGCAACCUCAACAGCAUCACCCGGAGCAUGCGAAAUCGCCCCCUCAACGAAGCCCACGUUGCCGUCAUGGUGCACCAGAUGCUUCAGGCAGUGUGCCACCUGCACGGCGCCGGCUACGUGCACAGCGACAUCUGCCCAGAGAACUGGCUCUUUGACGAGCCCCUGGAGGGACAUAGCGCGUUUGCGAACAUGACCUUGAAGAUGAUCGACUUCGGCCUGGCGAAGAAGCACUCCAGGGAGCAAGUGCGAAAGCCCCAGCGGUACAGCCAUCUUAGCAUGGCCAGUUCGUGGGCCUCGGAUCGCCGUUCUUCGCAUGGGACCAGCCCCGGUCGCAGAAAGAGCGUGCUGUCCAUGGGCGACCGGUCGACACGUUCAACUCAGAGCCAGGAGCUACUCACAGGGGAGGAGCAGCGGCCCUGCCCCCUCUUCUGUCAGGCUCCCGAGCAGCUGGAGCCCGGCUAUGUCGCCCAGCGGAGCUGUGACGUUUGGGCGUUGGGUGUGAUCGCGUACUUUUUGCUCUCAGGGGCAUCCCCCUUCGAGCCCUCCAAAGGAGUUACCGACCCUUCCAACAACCUUGCCUUCAGAAACGCACGUUAUGUUUUCAUGCCAACGGAGGUCUGGCGUAACGUGAGCCGAGAGGCGAAAAGCUUCAUCGCUCUUUGCCUGGAGCUCGCGAAGAAAGUCGGGGAAGCUUGCGGCGAAGACUACGAGUGCGUUUCGCAGUCCUGUUCACCGGAGCUCAAGACAUGCGAAUCAAGAUGUCCACCUACUGACGACUGGUGCUGGUACGAGACACUGGACACGAAGUUCGCGGACACCUGCGAGGAUUGCAUGAGCUAUGAGUUCUUUGACGCUUCCGCGAAGUGGUGUGACCGCGAGGCUACCCCCGAUGGCUCCAAGAACAACGGCUGCCGACCAAAGAAGGAGGCAGGCGAAAGUUGCGGUGUAGACUACGAGUGCAUCUCGGGUCUUUGCCAAGAAGACAAGUGCUAUGACUACGUGCCUCACGAUUUCAAUGAGGACAAGCUUGAGAAGCCAAGCGCGCGGCCACCCGCCAAGACGCUGCUGGGCAUGCCUUGGAUGCAGAUGGCUCGAGGAGCACUCGAGAGCUCAAUGCGCCCCAGCAAGAACAUCCAGGUCGAUAUCAUCGGGAACGAUCUUGGCACUACGUACAGCUGCGUCGGCGUGUGGAAGAACGAUGGUGUGGAAAUCAUCGCCAACGAUCAGGGCAACCGAACGACUCCCUCCUACGUGGCCUUCACGGACACCGAGCGUUUGAUCGGCGACGCCGCCAAGAACCAGGUUGCACGCAACCCCGAGAACACGGUCUUCGACGCCAAGCGCCUGAUUGGCCGCAAGUUCCAGGACCCCAUCGUGCAGUCCGACAUCAAGCUGUGGCCCUUCAAGUGCGUCGCCGGCCCCAGCGACAAGCCGCUGAUCGUGGUCCAAGUGGAGGGCGAGGAAAAGAAAUUCCAUCCAGAAGAAAUUUCCUCCAUGGUGCUCCUGAAGAUGAAGGAGACUGCAGAGGCUUACCUCGGCACGAAGCUCAACGAUGCCGUGGUGACGGUUCCCGCAUACUUCAACGACUCGCAGCGUCAGGCCACCAAGGAUGCGGGCACCAUCUCAGGAAUGAACGUGCUGCGUAUCAUCAACGAGCCAACUGCAGCGGCCAUUGCCUAUGGCCUGGACAAGAAGGGUUCCGGCGAAAGGAAUGUCCUCAUCUAUGAGCUUUGGCUUGCACGUUGCAGCCCUGAUAUGGGAGGUGGCACUUUCGAUGUCUCGCUCCUGACCAUCGAGGAUGGCAUUUUCGAGGUGAAGGCCACUGCUGGCGACACCCAUUUGGGCGGUGAGGACUUCGACAAUCGCGUGGUGGACUUCUGCAUGCAGGACUUCAAGCGCAAGAACCGUGGCAAGGACAUGGCAGGCAACCAGCGUGCCAUCCGACGUCUGCGAACGCAGUGCGAGCGGGCCAAGCGCACGCUCUCUUCCUCCACGCAGGCCACCAUCGAGAUCGACUCCCUCUUCGAGGGCAUCGACUACUCGUGCUCUUUGUCCCGUGCCCGGUUCGAGGAGUUGUGCAUGGACUACUUCCGCAACUCCAUGGGUCCUGUGGAGAAGUGCCUCAAGGACUCUGGCAUCGACAAGAAGAGUGUGCACGAUGUGGUGCUGGUCGGUGGCUCCACGCGCAUUCCCAAGGUGCAGUCCAUGAUCCAAGAGUUCUUCAAUGGCAAGGAGCCGAACAGGUCCAUCAACCCUGAUGAGGCAGUGGCCUAUGGUGCCGCAGUGCAGGCCGCUAUUCUGACUGGUGAGGGCUCGUCCCAGGUGCAGGACCUGCUGCUGCUGGACGUGACGCCUCUGUCCAUGGGUCUGGAGACCGCGGGUGGCGUGAUGACCAAGCUCAUCGAGCGCAACACUACCAUCCCGACGAAGAAGGCAAUGUCGGCCCAGACCUUCACCACCUACGCCGACAACCAGCCGGGCGUGUUGAUCCAGGUCUUCGAGGGCGAGCGUGCCAUGACGAAGGACAACAACUUGCUGGGCAAGUUCCACUUGGACGGCAUUCCGCCGGCCCCGCGUGGUGUGCCGCAGAUUGAGGUGACCUACGACAUCGAUGCCAACGGCAUUCUGAACGUCAGCGCUUCGGACAAGUCCACGGGCAAGUCCAAUCAGAUUACGAUCACCAACGAGAAGGGCCGCUUGUCGCAGUCCGAGAUCGACCGCAUGGUGCAGGAAGCAGAGAAGUUCCGCGCCGAAGACGAGGCCAACAAGCUGAAGAUCGAGGCGAAGAACGGCCUUGAGAACUACUGCUUCACCAUGCGCAACACCUUGAACGAGGAGAAACUGAAGGACAAGUUCGAGGGCGGCGACAAGGAGAAGAUCGAGAGCGCCGUGCAGGAGACCCUGGACUGGUUGGACAAGAACCAGCUCGCUGAGAAGGACGAGUUCGAGGCCAAGCAGAAGGAGCUCGAGGGCAUCGUGAACCCCAUCAUGAUGAAGGUCUACCAGGCGGCUGGCGGUGGCGGCAUGCCCGAGGGUGGCAUGCCCGGUGGCGGCAUGGGCGGCGCCCCCGGCGGCGCCAGCGGCCCGACCGUUGAGGAGGACCUUGGCACCACGUACAGCUGUGUGGGCGUGUGGAAGAACGAUGGCGUUGAAAUCAUCGCCAACGAUCAGGGCAACCGAACGACUCCCUCCUACGUGGCCUUCACGGACACCGAGCGUUUGAUCGGCGACGCCGCCAAGAACCAGGUUGCACGCAACCCCGAGAACACGGUCUUCGACGCCAAGCGCCUGAUUGGCCGCAAGUUCCAGGACCCCAUCGUGCAGUCCGACAUCAAGCUGUGGCCCUUCAAGUGCGUCGCCGGCCCCAGCGACAAGCCGCUGAUCGUGGUCCAAGUGGAGGGCGAGGAAAAGAAAUUCCAUCCAGAAGAAAUUUCCUCCAUGGUGCUCCUGAAGAUGAAGGAGACCGCAGAGGCUUACCUCGGCACGAAGCUCAACGAUGCCGUGGUGACGGUUCCCGCGUACUUCAACGACUCGCAGCGUCAGGCCACCAAGGAUGCGGGCACCAUCUCAGGAAUGAACGUGCUGCGUAUCAUCAACGAGCCAACUGCAGCGGCCAUUGCCUAUGGCCUGGACAAGAAGGGUUCCGGCGAAAGGAAUGUCCUCAUCUAUGAGCUUUGGCUUGCACGUUGCAGCCCUGAUAUGGGAGGUGGCACUUUCGAUGUCUCGCUCCUGACCAUCGAGGAUGGCAUUUUCGAGGUGAAGGCCACUGCUGGCGACACCCAUUUGGGCGGUGAGGACUUCGACAAUCGCGUGGUGGACUUCUGCAUGCAGGACUUCAAGCGCAAGAACCGUGGCAAGGACAUGGCAGGCAACCAGCGUGCCAUCCGACGUCUGCGAACGCAGUGCGAGCGGGCCAAGCGCACGCUCUCUUCCUCCACGCAGGCCACCAUCGAGAUCGACUCCCUCUUCGAGGGCAUCGACUACUCGUGCUCUUUGUCCCGUGCCCGGUUCGAGGAGUUGUGCAUGGACUACUUCCGCAACUCCAUGGGUCCUGUGGAGAAGUGCCUCAAGGACUCUGGCAUCGACAAGAAGAGUGUGCACGAUGUGGUGCUGGUCGGUGGCUCCACGCGCAUUCCCAAGGUGCAGUCCAUGAUCCAAGAGUUCUUCAAUGGCAAGGAGCCGAACAGGUCCAUCAACCCUGAUGAGGCAGUGGCCUAUGGUGCCGCAGUGCAGGCCGCUAUUCUGACUGGUGAGGGCUCGUCCCAGGUGCAGGACCUGCUGCUGCUGGACGUGACGCCUCUGUCCAUGGGUCUGGAGACCGCGGGUGGCGUGAUGACCAAGCUCAUCGAGCGCAACACUACCAUCCCGACGAAGAAGGCCCAGACCUUCACCACCUACGCCGACAACCAGCCGGGCGUGUUGAUCCAGGUCUUCGAGGGCGAGCGUGCCAUGACGAAGGACAACAACUUGCUGGGCAAGUUCCACUUGGACGGCAUUCCGCCGGCCCCGCGUGGUGUGCCGCAGAUUGAGGUGACCUACGACAUCGAUGCCAACGGCAUUCUGAACGUCAGCGCUUCGGACAAGUCCACGGGCAAGUCCAAUCAGAUUACGAUCACCAACGAGAAGGGCCGCUUGUCGCAGUCCGAGAUCGACCGCAUGGUGCAGGAAGCAGAGAAGUUCCGCGCCGAAGACGAGGCCAACAAGCUGAAGAUCGAGGCGAAGAACGGCCUUGAGAACUACUGCUUCACCAUGCGCAACACCUUGAACGAGGAGAAACUGAAGGACAAGUUCGAGGGCGGCGACAAGGAGAAGAUCGAGAGCGCCGUGCAGGAAACCCUGGACUGGUUGGACAAGAACCAGCUCGCUGAGAAGGACGAGUUCGAGGCCAAGCAGAAGGAGCUCGAGGGCAUCGUGAACCCCAUCAUGAUGAAGGUCUACCAGGCGGCUGGCGGUGGCGGCAUGCCCGAGGGUGGCAUGCCCGGUGGCGGCAUGGGCGGCGCCCCCGGCGGCGCCAGCGGCACCCCUCCAGAGACAGGAAUGUACCCCGGUGCUGUACAGUGCAUGCCGGAAAAGGACCUUGGCACCACGUACAGCUGUGUGGGCGUGUGGAAGAACGAUGGCGUUGAAAUCAUCGCCAACGAUCAGGGCAACCGAACGACUCCCUCCUACGUGGCCUUCACGGACACCGAGCGUUUGAUCGGCGACGCCGCCAAGAACCAGGUUGCACGCAACCCCGAGAACACGGUCUUCGACGCCAAGCGCCUGAUUGGCCGCAAGUUCCAGGACCCCAUCGUGCAGUCCGACAUCAAGCUGUGGCCCUUCAAGUGCGUCGCCGGCCCCAGCGACAAGCCGCUGAUCGUGGUCCAAGUGGAGGGCGAGGAAAAGAAAUUCCAUCCAGAAGAAAUUUCCUCCAUGGUGCUCCUGAAGAUGAAGGAGACCGCAGAGGCUUACCUCGGCACGAAGCUCAACGAUGCCGUGGUGACGGUUCCCGCAUACUUCAACGACUCGCAGCGUCAGGCCACCAAGGAUGCGGGCACCAUCUCAGGAAUGAACGUGCUGCGUAUCAUCAACGAGCCAACUGCAGCGGCCAUUGCCUAUGGCCUGGACAAGAAGGGUUCCGGCGAAAGGAAUGUCCUCAUCUAUGAUAUGGGAGGUGGCACUUUCGAUGUCUCGCUCCUGACCAUCGAGGAUGGCAUUUUCGAGGUGAAGGCCACUGCUGGCGACACCCAUUUGGGCGGUGAGGACUUCGACAAUCGCGUGGUGGACUUCUGCAUGCAGGACUUCAAGCGCAAGAACCGUGGCAAGGACAUGGCAGGCAACCAGCGUGCCAUCCGACGUCUGCGAACGCAGUGCGAGCGGGCCAAGCGCACGCUCUCUUCCUCCACGCAGGCCACCAUCGAGAUCGACUCCCUCUUCGAGGGCAUCGACUACUCGUGCUCUUUGUCCCGUGCCCGGUUCGAGGAGUUGUGCAUGGACUACUUCCGCAACUCCAUGGGUCCUGUGGAGAAGUGCCUCAAGGACUCUGGCAUCGACAAGAAGAGUGUGCACGAUGUGGUGCUGGUCGGUGGCUCCACGCGCAUUCCCAAGGUGCAGUCCAUGAUCCAAGAGUUCUUCAAUGGCAAGGAGCCAAACAGGUCCAUCAACCCUGAUGAGGCAGUGGCCUAUGGUGCCGCAGUGCAGGCCGCUAUUCUGACUGGUGAGGGCUCGUCCCAGGUGCAGGACCUGCUGCUGCUGGACGUGACGCCUCUGUCCAUGGGUCUGGAGACCGCGGGUGGCGUGAUGACCAAGCUCAUCGAGCGCAACACUACCAUCCCGACGAAGAAGGCCCAGACCUUCACCACCUACGCCGACAACCAGCCGGGCGUGUUGAUCCAGGUCUUCGAGGGCGAGCGUGCCAUGACGAAGGACAACAACUUGCUGGGCAAGUUCCACUUGGACGGCAUUCCGCCGGCCCCGCGUGGUGUGCCGCAGAUUGAGGUGACCUACGACAUCGAUGCCAACGGCAUUCUGAACGUCAGCGCUUCGGACAAGUCCACGGGCAAGUCCAAUCAGAUUACGAUCACCAACGAGAAGGGCCGCUUGUCGCAGUCCGAGAUCGACCGCAUGGUGCAGGAAGCAGAGAAGUUCCGCGCCGAAGACGAGGCCAACAAGCUGAAGAUCGAGGCGAAGAACGGCCUUGAGAACUACUGCUUCACCAUGCGCAACACCUUGAACGAGGAGAAACUGAAGGACAAGUUCGAGGGCGGCGACAAGGAGAAGAUCGAGAGCGCCGUGCAGGAGACCCUGGACUGGUUGGACAAGAACCAGCUUGCUGAGAAGGACGAGUUCGAGGCCAAGCAGAAGGAGCUCGAGGGCAUCGUGAACCCCAUCAUGAUGAAGGUCUACCAGGCGGCUGGCGGUGGCGGCAUGCCCGAGGGUGGCAUGCCCGGUGGCGGCAUGGGCGGCGCCCCCGGCGGCGCCAGCGGCCCGACCGUUGAGGAGGUUGACUAG